Molecule: messenger RNA, 709 nt
Organism: Strongylus vulgaris
Lineage: Eukaryota; Metazoa; Nematoda; Chromadorea; Rhabditida; Strongylidae
Source: the annotation of a GenBank genome assembly
UUUAUCUACAUUUGUAUUGCUUAAAGAGCUCCUAGGCAGAUAAUUUUAGGUCGAAAUCCUCUUUCAUCUCUCGGAACUAGCACAUCCUGGCAAGAAGACAUUGUCUUUGAAAGACAUCGAACUGAUAGAUCCGGAACGACUAAAGAGGGUUUCAGCAACAGAACGCCUCAUCAACCUGAAAGCCGUGGCGAGCAAGGAGGAACGAGGUUUUGGAACGGCGGUGUUGGAAUCAGCCUAUCGGUUCCUGCUUGGAUCACUCGCAGGAGCAUGUGGCGCCACCGCCGUUUACCCUAUAGAUCUCGUAAAGACGCGAAUGCAAAAUCAAAGAACCUCCGGCUCAUUUGUCGGCGAAGUCAUGUACAAAAAUAGUUUGGACUGUUUCAGGAAGGUCGUCAAGUUUGAAGGCCUACUGGGACUCUACCGCGGUCUUCUACCUCAAAUCGUUGGUGUAGCUCCUGAGAAGGCUAUUAAGCUAACGGUGAAUGACUUCGUGAGGGAUAAAUUUACGAAAGAAGGCAAAAUUCCAUUUGCCGCUGAAGUGUUCGCCGGAGCUUGUGCCGGUGGAAGUCAGGUGAGAAUAUCCGCUUAUUUCUGGAUUUUCCCUUUUGCAAAACUGAUGUCAUCGCUAACCGUUACCCUUAUUCGCUUCGGAACUUGUUCCUUUACUCGUUUGGGUAAUGCUCUCACUCAGAUCUGGGCCAGGCCUCGG